GUACCUAUCUCUGUCAUGGUACUGUGUGUCAGAGGCUCUACCCCCCCCACCCCCCCCUCCAUUGCUGACUUGUCAGAUUACUGCGUCUUCAGGUGGGAUGCCUGUUUUAAUUUUUUCCUCCCAUGUUCCAAGAAGUCAUGUAUAUUGUAUGCCUUUUUUCUUUUCUUUUUUUUACUUUUUACUGCUUGUUUUUAAAAACUUCACAAUAAAAAAAAAAGUAUUGAGAUUUCUGUUUGAUUCUUAUUUGAAUAUUUCUGCUAGUCUGGGUAUUAGCUGCAGUCUUAGUGCAAUAAAUAGAGAAGUUUGACCCCAACAAACACAUUGUGUAGCCAAUCAUUCGCGGGUAGGUUCAGAUUGGAUCGAUGUUCACAUAGGCCAAUCAGGGUGCUUCUUCUGAGACCGAGUAGCCUAUUGGAAGACCAGACACUUGCAUGGGAAAUUCGGUCGCGGGGAACACUACAGUGGAAAAUGGCGCCCAGCUCGAAAACAGAGAAGGACGGCAAACAAAAACUGCAGCGAAAACACAAAGAACAUGUUGUCAAGCUUCUUAAUCGUGGCAAGUUGUCGGGCCAGUAUUCUCAGCGGUUGUUCCGGAAACUACCGCCCCGAGUCUGUGUUCCCCUGAAGAACAUUGUCAGCGAGGAGUUCCUCCGAGCGGGACACAUCUUCCUAGGGUUCACGAAGUGUGGUCGCUAUGUGCUGUCCUACACCAGUGACUGUGGAGAGGAUGAUGACUUCUCCUUCUACACCUACCAUCUCUACUGGUGGGAGUUCAAUCUGCACAGUCGGCUCAAACAGGUACACCAUGUGCGCCUGUUCUCAGGCGAGGAUAUCUACAGUGACCUCUACCUGACCGUGUGUGAGUGGCCCAACGACCACUCCAAGAUCGUCAUCUUCGGUUUCAAUACGCGUAGCUCCAGCACGGUGUUGAUGAACCUGAUGAUGAGCGACGAGAACAACAGGGACAUCUACAUCACCAUCGCCUCCAUGCCCCCACCUCAGCCCUGCUCCCAGUGCUGCCCUGCCAGUGCCUCCAGCGUACGCACAGGGGGCGGAGUCUGCCUGGAACACGGCUACGUGUUGAACAGUCGCUACCAGGUGGUCUACCCGUUCCCCACCUUCCAGCCUGCCUUCCAACUGAAGAAGGACCAGGUCAUUCUCCUGAACACCUCCUAUUCUCUGGUGGCAUGCUCCGUCUCCCUCUGUUCAGGUGAGCAGGGUGAGUCGUCCCAGAUCUUGUUCAGGAGGAGAGCGUCUGCCCCGCCCUCAGGACAUCAGCCUCCUCCGUCACCCUCCUUCUCGUCCUCCUCCUCCUCCUCUCAUGGUUCCCCUCACAGACGCUCGUCCACCGCCAAGCCAAGCCCCGCCCCUCUCUCCCCUGGUCAGUCCCAGGCCGCCGCCCGGGCCCGAGAGUUUGCCGCCGACCUGUUCAGACGUGCCCAGGGGGGAGGGACUGAGAAGGAGGGGGGAGAGAGGAGAGGAAAAACUCAGGCAGGAGAAGGUGGUGAGACGGGCAAGCAGGGAGAGAGCGAGAGGGCCGGAGAACGGACGGAGGAGGCGCAAACUGACCAGCUAAACCUCCUGCCACAGCCCUCCGCUUCCGCCGGCAACCGCGCCCCGCAUUCUCCCCCGUCGCACCGGGACCCCGCUCCGUGCGGCGCGGCGACGUCCCCGGCGCGCUCCUCCUCGCCCCCGCCCGCCCCUCAGUGUGGUCAGGACGGGGGCGGCAUAGAGCCCGGCUACGUCAACUACACACGCCUGCAGUACUGUAUGCAGCAGCCGGGGGCGCCGGAGCAGGACGCGGGAGGUUAUGAGGACGACAAGGUGCAGCUGCCGUUCAGCGUGACAGACCUGAAGGGGCGCAGCCUGCUGCUGGUUCCUGGGGCCCACAGUGGACAGAGUGUGUGUGUUGAGCAGCUCACUCUGGACUUUGAGUAUCUGAUCAACGAGGUGAUCCGAAAUGACGCGCGCUGGGCCCCUCAGUUCUGCUCCUUCAGCGACUACGAUGUUGUUAUUCUGGAGGUGUGUCCAGAGACCAACACCGUGGUGAUCAACAUCGGUCUGCUGCUGCUGGCCUUUUCCAACGCUGAGGAGGAACACUGCAGACCCAACACCUACCACUCCAGCCUGCAGGUGAGCUGGGACCUCAACACUGGUGUGUGUUGCACUGUCGGGGUCGGUGACCUCACUGAGGUCAAGGGUCAGACGAGUGGCAGUGUGUGGAGCUCCUACAGGAAGUCUUGUGUCAACACUGUGAUGAAGUGGCUGGUCCCAGAGAGUAGCUCUCGUUAUAUCAACCGCAUGACCAAUGAAGCCCUGCACAAAGGCUCCUCUCUGCAGGUCUUAGCUGACAGCGACCGCAGUACCUGGAUCGUACUAUGAGACACACACGUCAGUGGGAGCGGGCAGCAACGGGAGAACAUGGGUCGCACGUGGAGGGGCUCAGGACCAGAACCUGGGUCGCACGCGGAGGAGCUCCGGCUGACAGAAACACACACUGAAGACCUAUGAGCUGCUACGCUAGCAGCCUGGCCGUGUCAUGCCAUUCCCUGUGUAGUGAACUGGGUUUGACCAGGAGGAGGGGUUAGGGGCUGUGUUGUCAGGGCUCAUGGAGUGAUCCUCCCACCAACGGGAAUCUGGGCCUAGUUUUGUAGAAGUGAAGGGAUGUGGGAGAGGCAUUCGGUAUGUUUUCGUAUUGAGGUUCUGUUUGUUUUACAAUUGUGAAGUGUAACAAUUUGCAUCCCGUGAUUCAGAGCUGGACUGAACAAAGAUUGUUUGUUUCUUAGGUGUAUGUUUUAUUUCCGUGUCUAUUGUGAUUGUGUGUCUGUGUGAGCGCGUGUGAGCAAUGUGUGUAGCGAUAUGUGUUAAUGCAUAAAUUCUGCCACUGUUUUUGGACUGAAAGUCUGUUCUCCAGUCCAGUCUGAACCAGAUUUUGUCCUGUUUAUGUGUGUGUGUGUGUGUGUAUAUAUAUAUAUAUAUGUGUGUGUAUGUAACGCACAAACUAAACCAUAUUCUUCCGAUUACAGCAGGAUUUACAUAUUACUGGACCUAAUCCUGUUGUUAGCCUACAUUUCCUUUAGGUGCCGAUCUAGGGUCAGCCCCUCUUCUGUAUUCAUGUGUUUUUAUGUGAUGUGAGUUAGGGAUGUAAAAUUCUGGUACAUUUUCCCAAAGGCUCUUUUUUUCUUUCAUGGUUGAAGGAUUACAGAUGAUCUGCACAUUUCCUCGUUUCCGGCAUCUCCCACUUUUAAGAAAUCUAAGAGUUGGUGGUUUUCCACCCUUGACAGAGCAGAGGCUUAUGGGAAAUAAAGCUCAGUCGCCAGUUUCUGUAUCUGGCUGUAUUUUAAAGACUGGACGGAGAAUAUGCUUCACAUUAAUAUUUUUGAUAAAAAUAAACAAUUGAAAGUUU
This is a messenger RNA of Esox lucius (northern pike), 3406 nucleotides long. It is a transcript of the gene dcaf15, whose product is annotated as DDB1 and CUL4 associated factor 15. Lineage: Eukaryota; Metazoa; Chordata; Actinopteri; Esociformes; Esocidae. The record is from RefSeq and is a predicted model, not a curated record. Gene Ontology annotation, cellular component: Cul4-RING E3 ubiquitin ligase complex. Gene Ontology annotation, biological process: protein ubiquitination. The coding region runs from base 469 to 2382 and encodes 637 amino acids. The transcript has 13 exons.